GGCCUAACAUCUGUAAUUCUUAUACCAUUUAAAUUUUGAUAAACAUUUGUUGGCUUAAUAAAGAUAAAAUGUUCUUCCUAAGGUUAUCUAGCUGGUACACUGUCUCUUAAUAUUCAUUUUAACUGUCAAACUAUCCAUUUGAAAACUCUUUAGUUGUUUUUGCAUAUGACAUUAACAGUUUUUACAGUCACUGAUUAUUGUAGCAUUUUAUUCUUAUAGUACAUAUUGUACACUUUCACUGGCCAAUAUAAUUUCUGCAUAAAAAGCACAUAAGGAGAUUUGUACUUUAAAUCAGGGGUCCCCAACACCUGGGCUGCAGACUGGUACUGGUCCAUGGACUGUUAGGACCCAGGUUGCACAACAAGAGGUGAGUGGCAGGCAGGCGAUCGAGCAUUACCACCUGAGCUCACCUCCUGUCCAGUCAGUGGUGGCAUUAGAUUCUCAAAGGAAUGGGAACCCUGUCGUGAACUGCAUGUGUGAGGGAUCUAGCUUGCAUGCUCAUAAUGAGAAUCUAAUGCCUGAUGAUCUGAGGUGGAACAGUUUCAUCCCAAAACCAUUCCAUCCUCCCCCCCACCCCCAUCUGUGGAAAAAUUGCCUUUCAUGAAACUGGUCCUUGGUUCCAAAAAGGCUGGGGACUACUGCUUUAAAUUAUGUAGAGAAUGCUUACAUAGUACUCCUUAUCUUACUAGUAUUUCUUGUAUUGGUGGUGCUGCCUCACUGAUAAUGGUGGUAACCCUGUAAUCACUUAAUCCUUGUUCAGUAGGUAUCCAUCUCUUUGGCUUUAAAAAUGGCAAAGCUCAACUUGGGUGCGUCCCUAUUGUUUAACAUCUCUAUAGGCCUCAGUUUCUUCAUCUACAAAAUAGGGAAAAAUAUGUACCUCAUAGAUCUGUUAGGAUUAAAGAACGUGUUUAUAACGUUCUUAGGAGUUUAGAUAUCUCUUUAUUUGGAGAGCUAGGAAGGACAAUUCAUUGGGAAUAUUUCAGGUUCGUAUGAGUAUGACAUCUCUUUUUAACCACCAGUUUCUGACUUACUGUUUUCUAGUCAGCCUCACCCCACAAUUGUAACUAUCUCUUGACCUAGUGGGGAAACCGAGCGCCAUUUUCCUCACAGAUUUUUGGAGGAUAAAUAGUGGUAGGUGAUGUAGUGGUAGUUGCCUGACAGUUACCCCACAAGCAAGAUUCCCUUACUUUUUUUUUUUUUAAAGUCUAAUACUUGGAAGUUGCCUUCUUUUUUGGUUCAUUAGAAUUAUACCAGCCCUCUAGUAUACCACACAGUCACAAUAUAUCGAUCAUUUCGGGUGGCCAGACAGCUAACACUUUGCAUUCAUGUUCAUUUUAUCCUCAUGACAAAUUUAAUAUUUUCACUUUACAGAUGAGGAAAUUGAAGCGCAGAGAAAUUUAAGUAUUCCAAGAUCACAAAGAUGGUAAGGUCAGAGUAAGGAAUCAAACCAACUCUGUCUGACUUUCCAGCUUAUGCUCUAACCAUUACCUUAUAAAACUUUUUUUGUUUAAAAGCACAAAAUUUGGAACAAAGUAUUCAUAGACAGUAUUUGCUCAAAGGAUGUGCCUUCUUUUUCUUUGCACUCUCCUUAUGCUAAUUAUUAAGGCGAGAGUGGCAGUUCUAUGUUCCCCGCCCCCCGGCAAAAAAAGGAAGGAAGAGAGGAAAACUAAGUUUCAGUGCUAAAAUAUCUCGUGGCCCUGGGUGUGCAUGAAUGCAUAUCUGACCAUAACUAGCCUAGCAGUGAGUUCCCUUCAGAUAACUAAGAUACAUCAUUUUGAGGUGGAUUAGCUAUCCCUGAACCCCUACCUCUUUCUGGCAUUUAGCCUCUCCGGCUCCAUUUGAGUAGAGUUGUGGUUGGUUUUGUAGAACUCGUUAAGGUUUGGCACUAUUAUGGUAAUGUGGUUUUGAGAAGAUAAUGCAAUAGCCCUCAAAGAAGGAACUACGUGCUGCAGUUCCUUGUCAGAAGUAAACUUGGAGCGAAACACGCCUUUAGGAGGGGUGACUAGGCUGCUUUCCUCUACUUUUAAAGCUGUAGUAUGAAGCCAAAACUAAAAGAGGAUGGGCUUGCGAUAUUCGUGGUGCUUGGGCAGCCAAGUGGAGAAUGCUGGAGAACCAGACUCCUGGAGCAGUUUAUCCUAUGAAAUACCGUAUGGAGACUGUUCUGUGAGGCAUCAUCGAGAGUUGGACAUCUAUACAUUAACCUCUGAGUCUGAAUCACAUGAACACCCAUUUCCUGGAGACAGUUGCACUGGACACAUUUUUAGACUUAUGAACAUCCAACAGCAACUAAUGAAAACAAACCUCAAGCAGAUGGACAAUCUUAUGCCCUUAAUGGUGACGGCACAGGGUCCUUCCAGUGCCCCAGAGACAGAUGGCCAGUUUCUUCCCUGUGCACCAGAGCCCACGGACCCUCAGCGACUUUCUUCUUCUGAAGAGAUCGAGAGCACUCACUGCUGCCCAGGGAUCCCUGUUGCACAGACUGAAAGUCCCUGUGAUUUGUCAAGCAUAGUUGAGGAGGAGAAUACAGACCAUUCCUGUAGGAAGAAAAAUAAAGGUGUGGAAAGAAAAGGGGAAGAGGUGGAGCCAGCACCUAUUGUGGACUCUGGAACUGUAUCUGAUCAAGACAGCUGCCUUCAGAGGUUGCCUGAUUGUGGAGUAAAGGGCAUGGAAGGCGUUUCGUCCUGUGGAAACAGAAGUGAAGAAACUGGAACAAAAUCUAGAAUGCCCACAGACCAGGACUCCCUGAGCAGUGGAGAUGCUGUGCUGCAGAGAGACUUGGUCAUGGAGCCAGGCACAGCCCAGUAUUCCUCUGGAGGUGAACUGGGAGACAUUUCAACAACAAAUGUCAGUACCCCAGAGACUGCAGGGGAAAUGGAACAUGGGCUCAUGAAUCCAGAUGCCACUGUUCAAAAGAAUGUGCUUGAAGUGGGGGAAAGUACAAAGGAAAGAUUUGAGAACUCUAAUAUUGGCACAGCUGGAGCCUCUGACGUGCACGUCAUAAGUAAGCCUGUGGAUAAAGUCAGUGUUCCAAACUGUGCCCCUGCCGCCAGCUCCCUGGAUGGUGACAAACCUGCUGAGUCUUCACUUGCAUUUAGUAAUGAGGAAACCUCCAUUGAAAAAACAGCAGAAACAGAAACUUCACAAAGUCAUGAGGAGAGUGCUGAUGCUCCAGUAGAUCAGAAUUCUGUGGUGAUUCCAGCUGCUACAGAAGACAAGAUUUCAGAUGGAUUAGAACCUUAUACUCUCUUAGCAGCAGUCAUAGGUGAGGCAAUGUCACCCUCAGAUUUAGCCCUUCUUGGGCUAGAAGAAGAUGUAAUGCCACACCAGAACUCAGAAACAAAUUCAUCUCAUGCUCAAAGCCAAAAGGGCAAAUCCUCACCCAUUUGUUCUACAACUGGAGACGAUAAACUUUGUGCAGACUCUGCAUGUCAACAGAACACAGUGACUUCUAGUGGUGACUUGGUUGCAAAACGGUGUGAUAACAUAGUUAGCCAGCCUGAAAGCACCACAGCAAGGCAACCCAGCUCACAAGAUCCACCCAAUGCCACCCACUGUGAAGACCCACAGGCUAAUACAGUCACCUCUGACCCUGUAAGGGAUACCCGGGAACGUGUGGAUUUUUGUCCUUUCAAAGUGGUGGAUAACAAAGGCCAACGAAAAGAUGUGAAACUAGAUAAACCUUUAACAAAUAUGCUUGAGGUGGUUUCACAUCCGCAUCCAGUUGUCCCUAAAAUGGAGAAAGAACUGGUGCCAGACCAGGCAGUAAUAUCAGACAGUACUUUCUCUCUGGCAAACAAUCCAGGCAGUGAAUCAGUAACCAAGGAUGACGCACUUUCUUUUGUCCCCUCCCAGAAAGAAAAGGGAACAGCAACUCCUGAACUACAUAUGGCUACAGAUUGUAGAGCUGGCCCAGACGGAGAUUCGAAUGAGCCUGAUACACAGCCACUAGAAGAUAGGGCAGCAGACCUGUCCACGUCCUCCACUGCUGCAGAGCUUCAGCGUGAGAUGGGGAAUACCAGUCUCACAGGACUUGGUGGAGAGCGUGAGGGUCCCGCCCCUCCAGCAAUCCCAGAAGCUCUGAAUAUCAAGGGGGACACUGACUCUUCCCUGCAAAGUGUGGGUGAGGCCACUUUGGCUUUAGAUUCAGUUUUGACAGAAGAGGGAAAACUUCUGGUGGUUUCAGAAAGCUCUGCAACUCAGAAACAAGAUAAGGAUAUAGCAGUGACCUGUUCCUCCAUUAAGGAAAAUGCUCUUUCUUCAGGAAUGUUGCAGAAAGAGCAGAGAACACCACCUCCCAGACAAGAGACUCUACGAUUUCAUGAAAAAUCGGUCUCAGUUGAUGGUGCCAAGGACAAAGCACCUCAGCUAAGUAAGUCACCGGGUGCACCCUCUGCCUGUCUUAAGGCAGAAACUGAACAUAACAAGGAAGUGGCCCCACAAGUCUCACUGCUGAUUCAAGGUGGGGCUGCCCAGAGCCUGGUGCCACCAGGAGCAAGUCUGGCCACAGACUUAAGGCAGGAAGCCUUGGGUCCAGAGCACAACAGCUCCACUUUGUUGUCAUGUCUGUUGCCAGAUGGGUCUGAUGGGUCUGAGGCUCUUAAUUGCAGUCAACCUUCUCCUCUGGAUGUUGGAGUAAAGAACACCCAAUCCCAGGGGAAAACUAGUGCCUGUGAGGUGAAUGGAAAUGUGACGGUGGAUGUUACGCAGGUUAAUGCUCUACAAGGGAUGGCUGUUCCCAGAAGAAAGAAUGUAUCACACAACACCCAAGACAUCCUGAUUCCAGACGUCUUGUUGAACCAAGAGAAGAAUGUCAUCCUGGGUUUGCCAGUAGCUUUACGGGACAAAGCUGUGACUGACCCACAGGGAGUUGGAACCCCAGAGAUGGUACCUCUUGAUUGGGAGAAAGGGAAGCUGGAGGGAGCAGACCACAGCUAUACCAGGGGCGAUGCUGAGGAAGCCCAGAUAGACACUGAAGCACAUCCUGUCCUACUGCAGCCUGCUGCCAAAGAGCUCCCCACAGACAUGGGGCUCUCAUCCCAUGAUGAUGAGGCCCCAGCUGGCGCGAGGGAAGUCCUGCAAGCCUUGCCCUCAGGCGGGGAAAGGAGCACUCCCUCUCUACCUUGCAUGGUCUCUGCCCAGGCCACACCUCUGCCUAAGGGAGCAGACUUGAUAGAGGAGGCUGCCAGCCGUAUAGUGGAUGCUGUCAUCGAACAAGUCAAGGCCGCUGGAGCACUGCUUACUGAGGGGGAGGCUUGUCAAAUGUCACUGUCCAGGCCUAAGUUGGGUCCUCUCACUGAAGGGCUAGAGAAUGCUUUUACAGAAAAAGUGAGUACUUUCCCACCUGGGGAGAGCCUGCCAAUGGGCAGUACUCCUGAGGAAGCCACAGGGAGCCUUGCAGGAUGUUUUGCUGAAAGGGAGGAGCCAGAGAAGAUUAUUUUACCUGUCCAAGGGCCUGAGCCAGCAACAGAAAUGCCGGACGUGAAAGCUGAAGAUGAAGUGGAUUUUAGAGCAAGUUCAGUUUCUGAAGAAGUGGCUGUAGGGAGCAUAGCUGCUACACUGAAGAUGAAGCAAGGCCCAAUGACCCAGGCGAUAAACCGAGAAAACUGGUGUACAAUAGAGCCAUGCCCUGAUGCAGCCUCUCUUUUGGCUUCCAAGCAGAGCCCAGAGUGUGAGAACUUCCUGGAUGUUGGACUGGGCAGAGAGUGUACCUCAAAACAAGGUGUACUUAAAAGAGAAUCUGGGAGUGAUUCUGACCUCUUUCACUCACCCAGUGAUGAUAUGGACAGCAUCAUCUUCCCAAAGCCGGAGGAAGAGCAGUUGACCUGUGAUAUCACCGGAUCCAGUUCAUCCACCGAUGACACGGCUUCACUGGACCAACAUUCUUCUCAUGGCAGUGAUGUGUCUCUCUCCCAGAUUUUAAAGCCAAACAGGUCAAGAGAUCGGCAAAGCCUUGAUGGAUUCUACAGCCAUGGGAUGGGAGCUGAGGGUCGAGAAAGUGAGAGUGAGCCUGCUGACCCAGGCGACGUGGAGGAGGAGGAGAUGGACAGUAUCACUGAAGUGCCUGCAAACUGCUCUGUCCUGAGGAGCUCCAUGCGCUCUCUUUCCCCCUUCCGGAGGCACAGCUGGGGGCCUGGGAAAAAUGCAGCCAGCGAUGCAGAAAUGAACCACCGGAGUUCAAUGCGAGCUCUUGGGGAUGUUGUCAGGAGACCUCCCAUUCAUAGGAGAAGUAUGAGCUGGUGCCCCUCUGGUGUGCAGUACUCUGCUGGCCUAAGUGCUGAUCUUAAUUACAGAAGUUUCAGUCUAGAAGGCUUGACAGGAGGAGCUGGUGUCGGAAACAAGCCAUCCUCAUCUCUAGAAGUAAGCUCUGCAAAUGCCAAAGAGCUCAGACACCCAUUCGGUGGUGAGGAACGGGUUGACUCUUUGGUGUCACUUUCGGAAGAGGAUCUGGAGUCAGGCCAGAGAGAACAUAGGAUGUUUGAUCAGCAGAUAUGUCACAGAUCUAAGCAGCAGGGAUUUAAUUACUGUACAUCCGCCAUUUCCUCUCCAUUGACAAAAUCCAUCUCAUUAAUGACAAUCAGCCAUCCUGGAUUGGACACUCAGCAGCAGAUGCGGCCAGCAAGGCGGAUCUCCAUCAGCAUCUCUCCGCUCCUCCUUAAGUCUAAAACUCUCUUUUCUCUUGGCUCUUCUUAUUCCAGUGAUGAGGAGGAGGAGUUGCAUAAUUCACGGCCCUUCCACAGUACCUUCCACAAUACCAGUGCUAAUCAGACUGAGAGUAUAACAGAAGAGAACUAUAAUUUCCCGCCACAAAGCCUCUUCAAGAAAGAUUCUGAAUGGAAGAGUGCAACAAAAGUCAGUCGUACAUUCAGCUACAUCAAGAAUAAAAUGUCCAGCAGCAAGAAGAGCAAACAGGAAAAGGAAAAAGAAAAAGAUAAGAUUAAGGAGAAGGAGAAAGAUUCUAAAGACAAGGAGAAAGAUAAGAAGACUAUCAACGGGCACACUUUCAGUUCCAUUCCUGUUGUGGGUCCUAUCAGCUGUAGCCAGUGUAUGAAGCCCUUCACCAACAAAGAUGCCUAUACUUGCGCAAAUUGCAGUGCUUUUGUCCACAAAGGCUGCCGAGAAAGUCUAGCCUCCUGUGCAAAGGUCAAAAUGAAGCAGCCCAAAGGGAGCCUUCAGGCACAUGACACAUCAUCACUACCCACGGUCAUUAUGAGAAACAAGCCCGCACAGCCCAAGGAGCGUCCUCGGUCCGCAGUCCUCCUGGUGGAUGAAACCACUACCACCCCGAUAUUUGCCAGUAGACGGUCCCAGCAGAGUGUCUCGCUCUCCAAAAGUGUCUCCAUACAGAACAUUACUGGAGUUGGCAAUGAUGAGAACAUGUCAAACACCUGGAAAUUCCUGUCUCAUUCAACAGACUCACUAAAUAAAAUCAGCAAGGUCAAUGAAUCAACAGAAUCACUUACUGAUGAGGGAGUAGGUACAGACAUGAAUGAAGGACAGCUACUGGGAGACUUUGAGAUUGAUUCCAAACAGCUGGAAGCAGAGUCUUGGAGUCGAAUAAUAGACAGCAAGUUUCUAAAACAGCAAAAGAAAGAUGUGGUCAAACGGCAAGAAGUAAUAUAUGAGCUGAUGCAGACAGAGUUACAUCAUGUCCGCACUCUCAAGAUCAUGAGUGAUGUGUACAGCCGGGGGAUGAUGAUGGAUCUGCUUUUUGAGCAGCAGAUGGUAGAAAAGCUGUUCCCCUGUUUGGAUGAGCUGAUCAGUAUCCAUAGCCAAUUCUUUCAGAGGAUUCUGGAGCGGAAGGAGGAGUCUCUGGUGGAUAAAAGUGAAAAGAACUUUCUCAUCAAGAGGAUAGGGGAUGUGCUUGUUAAUCAGUUUUCAGGUGAGAAUGCAGAACGUUUAAAGAAGACGUACGGCAAGUUUUGUGGGCAACAUAACCAGUCUGUAAACUACUUCAAAGACCUUUAUGCCAAGGAUAAGCGUUUUCAAGCCUUUGUAAAGAAGAAGAUGAGCAGUUCAGUUGUUAGAAGGCUUGGAAUUCCAGAGUGCAUAUUGCUUGUAACUCAGCGGAUUACCAAGUACCCAGUUUUAUUCCAAAGAAUAUUGCAGUGUACCAAAGACAAUGAAGUGGAGCAGGAAGAUCUAGCACAGUCCUUGAGCCUGGUGAAGGAUGUGAUUGGAGCUGUAGACAGCAAAGUGGCAAGUUAUGAAAAGAAAGUGCGUCUCAAUGAGAUUUAUACAAAGACAGAUAGCAAGUCAAUCAUGAGGAUGAAGAGUGGUCAGAUGUUUGCCAAGGAAGAUUUGAAACGGAAGAAGCUUGUACGUGAUGGGAGUGUGUUUCUGAAGAAUGCAGCAGGAAGGUUGAAAGAGGUUCAAGCAGUUCUUCUCACUGACAUUUUAGUUUUCCUUCAAGAAAAAGACCAGAAGUACAUCUUUGCCUCAUUGGACCAGAAGUCAACAGUGAUCUCUUUAAAGAAACUGAUUGUGAGAGAAGUGGCACACGAGGAGAAAGGUUUAUUCCUGAUCAGCAUGGGGAUGAAAGAUCCAGAGAUGGUAGAAGUCCAUGCCAGCUCCAAAGAGGAACGAAACAGCUGGAUUCAGAUCAUUCAGGAUACAAUCAACACCCUGAACAGAGAUGAAGAUGAAGGAAUUCCUAGUGAGAAUGAGGAAGAAAAGAAAAUGUUGGACACCAAAGCCCGAGAAUUAAAAGAACAACUUCAACAGAAGGACCAACAAAUCCUACUCUUGUUGGAAGAGAAGGAGAUGAUUUUCCGGGACAUGGCUGAGUGCAGCACCCCCCUCCCAGAGGAUUGCUCCCCGACACAUAGCCCUAGAGUUCUCUUCCGCUCCAACACAGAAGAGGCUCUCAAAGGAGGACCUUUAAUGAAAAGUGCAAUAAAUGAGGUGGAGAUCCUUCAGGGCUUGGUGAGUGGAAAUCUGGGAGGCACACUUGGGCCAACUGUCAGCAGCCCCAUUGAGCAAGAAGGUGCGGUCGGUCCUGUUUCCCUGCCCCGGAGAGCAGAAACCUUUGGAGGAUUUGACAGCCAUCAGAUGAAUGCUUCAAAAGGAGGCGAGAAGGAAGAGGGAGAUGAUGGCCAAGAUCUUAGGAGAACGGAAUCAGAUAGUGGCCUAAAAAAGGGUGGAAACGCUAACCUGGUAUUUAUGCUUAAAAGAAACAGUGAGCAGGUUGUCCAGAGCAUUGUUCAUCUCCACGAGCUCCUCAGCACUCUGCAGGGUGUGGUGCUGCAGCAGGACAGCUACAUUGAGGACCAGAAACUGGUGCUGAGCGAGAGGGCGCUCACUCGCACCUUGUCCCGUCCGAGCUCCCUCAUUGAGCAGGAGAAGCAACGCAGCCUGGAGAAGCAGCGCCAGGACCUGGCCAACCUGCAGAAGCAGCAGGCCCAGUACCUCGAGGAGAAGCGCAGGCGUGAGCGCGAGUGGGAAGCUCGUGAGAGGGAGCUGCGGGAACGGGAGGCCCUCCUGGCCCAGCGCGAGGAGAAGGUGCAGCAGGGGCAGCAGGACCUGGAAAAGGAGCGGGAGGAGCUCCAGCAGAAGAAGGGCACAUACCAGUAUGACCUGGAGCGACUGCGUGCUGCCCAGAAACAGCUCGAGAGGGAACAGGAGCAGCUGCGCCGGGAGGCAGAGCGGCUCAGCCAGAGGCAGACAGAACAGGACCUGUGUCAGGUUUCCCAUCCACACAGCAAGCUGAUGAGGAUCCCAUCGUUCUUCCCCAGUCCUGAGGAGCCCCCCUCGCCAUCUGCACCUUCGAUAGCCAAAUCAGGGUCAUUGGACUCAGACCUUUCAGUGUCCCCAAAAAGGAACAGCAUCUCUCGGACACACAAAGAUAAGGGGCCUUUUCACAUACUGAGUUCAACCAACCACACAAACAAAGGACCAGAAGGGCAGAGCCAGGCCCCUGUGUCCACCUCUGCCUCUACCCGCCUGUUUGGGUUAGCUAAGCCAAAGGAAAAGAAGGAGAAAAAAAAGAAGAACAAAACCAGCCGCUCUCAGCCCGGUGAUGGUCCCACAUCAGAAGUAUCAGCAGAGGGUGAAGAGAUCUUCUGCUGACCCUCUUCCUCUCUGCUGAGGCAGCUGCCUCCUGAUCCUGGCCAGCCCACCUCUCCUGCUGUCCCCACGUGCACAAGUCUCUUACACUGGACACCCACUGCUCCUCAGCGUCCAGUCCUCCUGGGCGGCCCCAGGUCCUGGACAAGAAGGAACAGAUGAUCUUGAGUAUCAGGGUGGGGAAGGAGGCCCAGACUCUGCUUCGGCCAUGAUUUGUGACUGCCCAGGACUCUCAGGUUGGGCUGGCCCUACUCAGGAUUACACUGAAAGUAGUGGCCUCGUAAGUACAGGUGAUGGUUUUGGACAUGUCAGGAAUUCCUAAAGGCUGAAAGAGUGUAUCCAAGUAAGGUCUGAACCUCUGACUGCCUUUUAUUUGGGGGAACACGAAACCAAACAGAAGAUGUUUUGGACUUGAUCUGUGUCCAUACAUGGGGACCUGUCUGCAUAUAUACAUGGGGAAUGCUAGAAGGCGGCCCAGUCUGUACCAGAUGUCUGGUCACCUUAGCUCAGCACAGGGGCAGUGCCUGGAUGGACCCAGAGCUCCUGCAUAUCAGCACUUCACCCAGUAAUCCUCAGAGACUGGUUUCCCUCUAAACCCAUCCCGUGCACGUAUCACCCAUGUUUUGCAUGUAUUUCUCAUUUCAUUUUAGGGAUGACAAACAUUUGUGAAACCAGUGAGAGAAGGCUUGAUGUGUAUAAAAGACGUGAUCUGCACCACCUCGAUCUCGGUGUUUCAGGCACUAAAGCAACAAAACAACCCAUAGUAUCUCAUUUUGUCAUCAGAUCCAGAAGGAAUACCCUGGUUUUCCGGGAUGUUUACCCACAUGUUUUGGGCACGGAUAAAGUGAAGAGGCCCACUCACCAGUAUCCCUGCAGGGUGACACUUUUUGGUUGUUACUGACCACUCAGAAGUGGCUACGGCCUCCUGGCUGUGUUCCUGAGCCCCUGUCGUGCCUCUCCCAGACAGCAGCUGCCUGGCCCUUGCGGGUGAGGGCACGCCCUAUGGGCACACCACCACCAGGGGCCAGGCAGAAGCUGUGUUCUGAAGCUAGGAGAACUGGCUGAGAGGUGGGUUCAGGCGAAGGGUGAAGCCGUGUGUGGCGGUUCCUGCCAGUGCGGGUCUGGAGAGGAGCUGGCCCAGAGGGCGUGGUUGUGAAAGCGCCCUUCUUUUGUUAGGAGGCCUUGGCAAAAUUGGAUUUCUUCAAAAAUGUAUCUGAAGGUCUGUUGUUGAAUUGUGCUCUGCCCCUGAAAGAGGGUACAGAUGCUGCCUGCUGCUCGGCUUUGCUUUUGCUUUUCCCGCCGUGUUUUGAUCUGUGUUCACUUGAGGCUUUCCCCAGCUGGUGUGUGCAGGACAGUUCAUGGUAAUGUUGCCCUCUGAGGCCCCGUACACCAGAAGGGAGGCCCUGGAAAAUUUUGUGCUUCCGACGUGGCCUUCAGUUCUUGCUUUUUUGCCCCUCAGAAGCAAGGGGCUUUGAGCACACUUAAAAAAAGAAAAAUCUGUAACUUGGUGCUUAUUGAUGAAUUGCAAGCUGGCCUUGCAGAUGGAGAUAUUUAUCUUUCAGUUUAUUUGAAAGAGGUCUGGUUUAAAAUUUGUAGCCUAGAUUUGUUUUAUUUAUUUUGUGUGUGUGUGUGUGUUUGUGUUUUUCUUUUUUAAGGGUGAGCCAGGACUAGCCCAACAGUCUAAACUAUCCAGUCAAUAUUGAGUGAAGUGGCAGCCAGCACCGCUCACUCUGUGUCUUUUGAAGUGCCUUGAAGGCCCAGAUGAAAUUUUAAAGGGAAGGGUCCAUGUCCUUCCGUCCCCCACCCCGCCUCAUUCUUUAAUCAAAGGAUAUCUUCUCCCUUGUUUGAGAAUGAAGAAACUCACCACCUCUGAGCUACCUUUGCUUUUUUCUGUCAUGGAGAAUACCCAGCCUUCAGAAACAGACUUUAAGGCCAAAACCUGCUGAUUUUUCUAUUGAAAAUAUCAUGUCCCCUUGCAAAGACCCUAAACAAAAAGUUAAGUUGCUUUCUUCCACCAGUCCAUACAACUCCAAGUUAACAGCUGAAUCAUCGUCCUGAGAUCUACCCCGGGGCUUGGCUAUCUGUUCUGGUCACUAGCUCCGAGUUCCCCUACUGGGAUUCGCAGGAGGGCAGUACUGAACCUGCAUUCUUCUCUUUGUAAAUGUAGGCUGGGUGCCCCUGUUGUCUGGGUUUGGAACGAUAAGAGGUUGGUGCUGAUUGGAUUUACUCGCGUACAUGCUCUUCACAAAAACACCAUGGAUGCUGAAGUUAGAGCAUGUUGCCACAGAGGUUGACAUCAAUGUUAGAGUGUCUCUUGCCCCCCUAGCUGUGAUGUUUCACCUGCUUUGGUGGUUUUGGUGGUCUUUUUUAAAAAUGGAGAUUUCACAUCUGCCCAGACCUCCCUCACUCAAAACGAUUUCAGCAGGUUCUGGUUGGACAAGUUUAAAAUCAGAAGGUAGUGCCCAGAAUUCCCCCAAGCCACCCAACUUCAUCCAGGAAUACAGUCUGCAGUGCCGAAAGGGAACCACUUACCAAGACCUGUGCUUACAUACCUUCGUCAUCUCUCUUCCCCCUUGGAGUUGUCCUCAAGGGGAUUUGUUCCUGUCCUGGGGGUUUACCUGGGAUGGUGGCUGCCUGUGCUUUUGCACAUGGCCUUGACAGUGUUCUAGUUGCUGGAUCUAAUGGCCUGUCUUGGUUUCUCUCACAUGAGAAGGGGUUGUUUUCUGGGGUGACUCAGACUGAAUUCCCCAUAUUGUUUCCACACCAGGAUGCCAUGUUCUCCAUCAAGCUGAAGAAAUCAGGUGCCUGAAAUUGUGCUUAAGUUUUGGGGGAAAGAUGGAGUUCGUAUCCAGAGCCCCCAGAUUUUCAGAAUCGAGUGAGCUUUCUGGAAAGAGACUGCAUCUUCUCUCAAUUCCAGUCAUCUCAGUCGUCAUUCCAGUUGGGUGACAUGUGCACUUUAAAUGCUGUCACGGUUGGCUUCAUUUUCAAGACAAUCAAAUGUAUCGACUGUUUUCUUUUUAGAAAAUGGAGAGGGUUAAAAACGUGCAAACUGCCACUUUCAGCCUUUGCCAGUACUCCCUCUACCCCCGUGAGAGCUAUCUGGGGGAAAGAAUCCUUACCAAGGUUUUUUUGGAAAGGUACGAAUCUUACCUUUUUUCCCCUUCUGUGUCUCAGGGUAAUACUCUAUUCAGAGUCGCCCCUUUGCUCAUUUUCUCCCAUAUUUGUUACCUUCCUGAGGCCUCAGUAUUAGUCAUGAGCACAAAGUUUGGAGACCCUUGGCGUUGUUUCUUGAUGUGGGAAGGGAGGUGUUAGUGUGUGCAAGGGUUGAACUAGAUAGACCCUGCCUUAGUAGAGGGUGGGACCAUAACCUUAGAGGCCAGAACUUGAUCCAGAAGUUGCUGUCCACAGAAGUGUUUUCUAGUUCAUCAUUUUUGUCUCUAGGGCUCUUUUUCUGUAGCCAGGUCUUUCUUCCCAGGGAUUUUGGUAUUUGCAUUGGAGUUGAGGUUUACUCUAAUGAUGGGUGCCCCAACUGUGCCCAGAGGACAGCCAGGCCCUGGGAGGGGGUUUAGAAAGACAGUCCUGGUGACUGGGCUUCAGUGGUCACAAAGAGGGUGGCUGUGAGGUGACCCCAGACACUUCAGAACGAUGUGCACCCUCUGCGUUUGGAUGUCCUUGGAAUGUGGGAGCCUAGAAAUAACCCUGUGGAUGAAAUGGGGGCGGCGGCUGCUGGAGAUCUGUGUGCCUUGCCUUCCUUCAACAGGACCAACUAGGUGUGCAGCCACCUACGGAUAUGUCCCAGCCAGCCCCGUCGCUCUCGUCCAUCCUCAGAGACAAAGAAGAGGGCAGGGAGUUUGGGCUUGGUUUUGAACUUGCCUUUCAAUGUAGCAAAGCAUUCCUAGUUAACCAGAGCCUUGGAAUCUACUACCUGCUGGCCAGGCUUUAAAAUGAAAAGUGUUUCAAUGCUGCCAUAAAAGGGGGGCGGUGGGGAGGAAGGGAAAAUAAAGGCAUCUUUCCAAGUACUCAUCUAAUUUAAUUGUCAAAAGAUUGAUAGGCCAUGAAUUCUUUGUCUCACUAAGGGUUAAAGGCGGGCGACCCCCCACUGACUGUCCCCUGCCACCGAAGUAGGUGACCUGCCCUACAAGCUGGUGGGACCGCCUGUGCUGCGCUCCAGGGGGGCUUCUGCAGGAAGCACUCGCCCCCACCUUCCCUGGCCUGAGCUUUUCCCCUGCCUUUCUUCACCACCUGAGGGCAUGGGCAGUCCCCGAGCCCUGGCCAUGGGGCGUGCCUGGUGAGUUUGCCUGCGGUUCAGGCUUAGCCUGUGGUCACCUGUGUGCUGCUGCCUGAGUGAGGUGUGCAGGGGAGGCGCAGGGAUCCGCAGGAGGUUGGUUGGGAUACACCGGAUACCUCUGCUCUCAUUGCUCGUUUCCAAAUGUUCUAUGGACAUUUCUGUGCUAAAUCAUAUUAAAUAAAACAGACGGGUUAAAACCCAGAUGCUGUAUAUUAAUUUGUAAUUAUGUAUAAAGUGAAGCAGUUUCAAACUGUAAAGAUUUUUUUCAGUGUGUUUUCUGGAAUUUUGCCACAACAUACUGGCUUUGUAUUUUAUUUAGCUUUCUUUCUAGUUACCAGCUUCAGACCCUUGUAAAGUCCCCCUCAGCCCUUUCAAAAAAAAAAAUAAUAAAUUGCCUGUGAAGUC
Molecule: messenger RNA, 14755 nt
Organism: Cercocebus atys (sooty mangabey)
Lineage: Eukaryota; Metazoa; Chordata; Mammalia; Primates; Cercopithecidae
Gene: AKAP13
Product: A kinase (PRKA) anchor protein 13
Exons: 35
Coding region: 2059-10065 (2668 amino acids)
Biological process (GO): positive regulation of canonical NF-kappaB signal transduction; regulation of Rho protein signal transduction; adrenergic receptor signaling pathway
Cellular component (GO): membrane; actin cytoskeleton
Molecular function (GO): guanyl-nucleotide exchange factor activity; MAP kinase scaffold activity
Source: RefSeq, a predicted model, not a curated record